AGGUUGAAAGAGCAAGACUGAAUAGUCCUAUAAAUUCAAGAACACCCAUUUGAUCUCUCUUUCUACCCCAACCCACCAUGGAUUCCUUUGCAUGGGCGUCGGUUCCUCAGACUGCGGAGCUAGCCGCCGGCAGUGCCAUCUCCGAAGCGAGAGGCGGGGUUCUCCUGCCGUCGGUGCUCGGGUUCCAACUCCCACCGGCGACCGGUUUGGAGCAUUUGGCGGUGGACUCCGGCCUCGUCGAGCGGGCGGUGCGGUCGUCCUGCUUCGGCGCUGGAAAUGGAGCAGCCACUGCAAGCGCCUCAAAAGGCACCUCGGAGGGGCCGCUGGAUCGUCGGAGCAAGGUCGGCGGCGGCGUGCACGACGACGCACCGAGCGCCGGCGCCGCAGCCGCGGAAUGCUCGGCCAGGGGCUCGGAGGAGUCCAAGAAGAGGAGGAGAUCAUACGAGGACGUUCAUGGUACGGAUCAAGAUCAAGCCAAGGCAUCGAACGUGUCCACCGAUUCUGCAAACGAGAGCCCGCGCAGCAAGGGCGCCAAAGGCGAGGGGAACGGCACGGCGGCGGCGGCGGCGAAUGUGGCGGCCGGCAAGAGGAAAUGGAAGGGAUCGAAGGAACCCGACGAGCCGGACACGGAAGAGUACAUCCAUGUCAGGGCCCGGAAGGGGCAGGCAACCAACAGGCACAGCCUCGCUGAGAGGUUGAGAAGGGAGAAGAUCAGCGUCAGGAUGAAGCUUCUGCAGGACCUUGUUCCUGGUUGCAGCAAAGUCACCGGGAAGGCGAUAAUGCUGGAUGAGAUCAUCAAUUAUGUCCAGUCCCUGCAAAGACAAGUGGAGUUCUUAUCCAUGAAGCUUGCGGCGGUCAAUCCAAGACUCGGACUCAACAUAGAAGGGCUUCUGUCAAAAGAUCAACUAAUUCGCUUCCCCGGGGCUAGUUCACCUGCUCCCAUCGGAUUCUCAUUCUCCCAAGAAAUGAUUCCCAAACUGCAGAAGCUGUCGUCGCAAUCAGGCAUGCUCCAGGGAGGCGUUCAUGGUGUGACCAAUCCAGAUGUGUUCAGAACAGGCUCAUUCGGAGAGCCUGCAUCUCAGAUGUUUCACAUUAUGGAUGGAUCAUUCCAUGAUGCGGUGGCGCAAAUGGUGUUCCCGUCAGUUAUCAGUUCAGAACAUUUGACCAUAAGGCCUGAUCAGGAUGGGUUUCAUAUGUGAAGUUCAGGUAGAUGGAUGAUCAAAGUUUCUUCUGAUCAUUAGACAGACAGAGAGACAAAGCACAUAACUAGCAUGUGCUCUAGAGUUACUGCAUAUUGCAGGCAGUACAAGUUUGAUUCCCUAAGGGUUGUACGUUGGGAUGGGCUGUGUUCAGGACUGAAAGCACAGCAGACACCGAAGUAGGCAUCUGCAACUAUGAAUUUAUAAUGCUGGGAAACACUGUCUGGAAUGACCACAUGGGUGAACUAUUCAUGAAGAUACAUAUCUACACGAAUUGGCAGAAAUGACCACAUGGGUGAAUUGCUGAAAAAUGCUUUUACUUGCAGUCCGUCAGCAACUGAAUUGCUGCAAAAUGCUUUUACUUGCAGUGCGAGGUUUACGUUGUUAGAGCAUCUCCAUUUAGCUAUCCAUUUCAAAAGAUUUCAUCUUUGUAUUUCUCUAUACUCAGCAGACUAGUUAAACCUCACUUUCUAUAUCUCAUUUAUCUAUAUUUUACUCG
Molecule: messenger RNA, 1698 nt
Organism: Phragmites australis (common reed)
Lineage: Eukaryota; Viridiplantae; Streptophyta; Magnoliopsida; Poales; Poaceae
Product: transcription factor BHLH089-like
Exons: 7
Coding region: 78-1199 (373 amino acids)
Biological process (GO): regulation of DNA-templated transcription
Cellular component (GO): nucleus
Molecular function (GO): DNA-binding transcription factor activity; protein dimerization activity
Source: RefSeq, a predicted model, not a curated record